Messenger RNA from Quercus lobata, 2379 nucleotides. It is a transcript of the gene LACS7, whose product is annotated as long-chain acyl-CoA synthetase 7. Gene Ontology annotation, cellular component: endoplasmic reticulum; membrane. Gene Ontology annotation, molecular function: long-chain fatty acid-CoA ligase activity. The record is from RefSeq and is a predicted model, not a curated record. Gene Ontology annotation, biological process: fatty acid metabolic process. The transcript is spliced from 23 exons. Lineage: Eukaryota; Viridiplantae; Streptophyta; Magnoliopsida; Fagales; Fagaceae. Bases 123 to 2219 code for a protein of 698 amino acids.
AACGUAAAGCAAACGACACACAGACAAGAUAGACCAACUUUCCCACCAAUAAUUUCUUUUUUUCUCUCUUCUUUCUCUUUCUCUGAGAAAAUUCUUUCUUUCUCGAACAUUUUCCCGAGAAAAUGUUGGAAUCACAAGCCCACCGUCGCCUCCAUGCAAUUCAAUGCCACCUCCUCCCUUCCUCCACCGCCUCCGACGACUCUUCCUCUCACGUUCAACCAAACCUCACUGCUGCUGAGUUCUUUCACGGCCAGGGGUACAGUGUAGUUCUUCCUGAAAAAUUGCAAACAGGAAAAUGGAAUGUGUAUAGAUCAGCGCGUUCUCCAUUGGAGCUUGUAACUAGAUUUGCCGACCAUCCUGAAAUUGGGACUUUGCAUGAUAACUUUGUGCAUGCUGUUGAAUCUUUCCGUGAUUACAAGUACCUGGGUACACGAAUUCGGGAAGAUGGUACGGUUGGAGAGUACAAAUGGAUGACAUAUGGAGAAGCGGGGACUGCUUGCGAAGCAAUUGGUUCUGGCCUUCAGUUUCAUGGGUUUCAAAAGGGAGCUUCCAUUGGACUUUAUUUUAUAAACAGACCAGAGUGGCUGAUUGUGGAUCUUGCCUGUUCAUCAUAUUCAUAUAUCUCGGUUCCCCUGUAUGACACUCUUGGCCCAGAUGCAGUUCAGUAUGUUGUGAAUCAUGCUGAUAUACAGGCUAUUUUUUGUGUCCCACAGACUUUGAACACUUUGUUGAGCUUCCUAUCUGGGAUUCCAUCUGUACGUCUUAUAGUGGUAGUGGGAGGUGUAGACGAAUAUUUGCCUUCUCUUCCUUCUGGAUCUGGAGUGAAGCUUGUCUCAUAUUUGAAACUAAUCGGUCAGGGCCGCAGUAGUCUGCAGCCUUUUUGCCCUCCUAAACCUGAAGAUGUUGCAACCAUAUGCUACACGAGUGGUACUACUGGAACACCAAAGGGAGUCGUAUUGACACAUGGAAACCUGAUUGCGAGUGCUGCUGGUUUUUGUCGCGCAAUCAAGUUCAAUUCCUCUGAUGUUUACUUCUCGUAUCUUCCUUUGGCACACAUCUAUGAACGAACAAACCAAUUUAUCUUAGUGUACUACGGUGGUGCUGUUGGUUUCUACCAAGGGGACAAUUUGAAAUUGAUGGAUGACUUGGCUGCUCUCAGACCAACAAUAUUUUGCAGUGUUCCUCGAUUGUAUAAUCGAAUAUAUGAUGGAAUUACAAAUGCUGUAGCAAAUUCUGGAAAGCUAAGGGAGGGACUAUUUAGAGCUGCCUACAACUCAAAGAAGCAAGCCAUAAUGAGUGGCCGGAAUCCAUCACCAAUGUGGGACAGAUUAGUAUUCAAUAAAAUAAAGGAAAAGCUUGGAGGACGGAUCCGUUUUCUGGGAUCGGGUGCUUCACCAUUGUCUCCAGAUAUCAUGGACUUUUUGAGGGUGUGCUUUGGCUGUCAAGUAAUUGAAGGAUAUGGCAUGACCGAGACUUCUUGUGUCAUAAGCAUAAUGGAUGUGGGUGACAAUUUAUCUGGUCAUGUUGGGUCCCCUAGUCCUGCCUGUGAAAUAAAACUUGUGGAUGUUCCUGAAAUGAACUACACCUUCGAAGAUCAGCCUCAUCCUCGUGGCGAGAUCUGUGUGAGGGGUCCGAUUGUGUUUCAAGGCUACUACAAAGAUGAAGUCCAAACGAGUGAAGUCAUUGAUAAUGAUGGAUGGCUGCAUACAGGAGACAUUGGGUCAUGGUUACCUGGAGGCCGCCUUAAGAUUAUUGAUAGGAAAAAGAACAUAUUUAAGUUGGCACAGGGUGAGUACAUAGCACCAGAGAAGAUUGAGAAUGUAUAUACCAAGUGCAAAUUUGUUUCUCAAUGUUUCAUAUAUGGCGAUAGCUUGAACUCGAGUCUAGUAGCUGUAGUUGCAGUGGAUCCAGAUGUAAUGGAAGCUUGGGCUGCGUCUGAAGGCAUCAAGUAUGAAAAUCUAGAACAAUUGUGCAAUGAUCCAAGAGCGAGAGCUGCAGUUCUUGCUGAAAUGGAUGCUGUUGGAAUGGAAGCCCAGUUGAGAGGUUUCGAAUUUGCAAAAGCUGUAACUUUAGUGCUUGAACCAUUCACCUUGGAGAAUGGCCUUCUCACUCCAACAUUCAAGAUCAAGAGGCCUCAGGCAAAAGCAUACUUUGCCAAAGUAAUAUCAGACAUGUAUGCUGAGCUUUCUAAAUCAGAUCCAAAACCACAGAAAAUGUGAUGACAAGAAGUUCAUGUAAGCAGCACGCAGAGACGUGGCAUAUGUACCUAAGAGAAGUUUACAGUUUAGUAAAUAGACCUUACAAACUGAUGUAUUAAUUUUUUAACAUAAAACAAAAUAAGUAAUCUAGGAAUUUAUUUAUUAUAUUGUUGAUGUGACA